Molecule: messenger RNA, 1146 nt
Organism: Aspergillus caelatus
Lineage: Eukaryota; Fungi; Ascomycota; Eurotiomycetes; Eurotiales; Aspergillaceae
Product: Sialidase
Exons: 2
Coding region: 1-1146 (381 amino acids)
Source: RefSeq, a predicted model, not a curated record
AUGCUCAUAAAGCUUUUGCUCCUCGGUCUGGCCGGCCUCAGUUGUGCCGAAUCGGUCAAGCCUCCCCUAAACCCACCACCACGGCCGUGGUCCACUUUUGCAGAGAAUAUCAUCUACCAGCCCGACUCCCACCACACUAUUCUCUAUCCACGACAGGUUGAACUGUCCGAUGGAAGUCUCCUCGCAACAGCCUCAUAUGGGGGCGAUAAAACUCCAUACUUCCCCAUAUUCCAAAGUGCAGACGGUGGCGCCACCUGGUCCUGGGUCUCCAACCUGACGGACCAGGUGAAUGGAUUGGGAAUGUCCGCUCAGCCCGCACUCGCAGAGCUGCCAUUUCCUGUUGGCAAUUUCCCGGCCGGCACGGUUUUGGCCAGUGGAAACAGCUGGGGAAGUCAGAGCACGAACAUCGAUAUCUAUGCCAGUAAAGACAAAGGUCAUACAUGGAAGUUCGUGAGCAAUGUGGCAAGAGGUAGCGGGCCGAAUACUACCAAUGGAAAUCCAUGCAUUUGGGAGCCAUUCAUCGAAUUUUUCAACCACACCAUCGGCGUGUUCUACUCCGAUCAGCGUGACCCACUGCAUGGACAGAAGCUUGCUCACCAGGAAUCGACGGACUUGAAAUCCUGGGGACCCGUGGUAGACGAUGUGGCCUAUCUCAACUAUACCGCUCGUCCUGGAAUGACCACCAUUUCCUACAUUCCCCCUCUGAAGCAGUGGAUUCUGGUGCACGAGUUCCCAGGAGGAGAGAGCUGGUCUGGGGCAGGCUAUCCGGUCUACUAUCGAAUGUCCGAGAGUCCAUUUGAUUUCCGCUUUGCCUAUGGUGUCCCCAUUAUGGUUAAUGGAGUUCAGCCAAACGCAUCUCCUUAUGUGGUCUGGUCCUCCGCCGGCGGUGAUAAUGGAACCAUCAUCGUUAGCGACGCGGAUCACAGCAGUGUUUUCACCAACCAAGCCGGCGGCCAGCCAGAUCAGUGGGAAAUGCAUGGCACACCUCAAGCACCCGCAUACAGCCGGAGCUUACAUGUCUUUGACAAGUAUCCUGAUCACUUGAUGAUACUGGGUGCAGGAGUGUUUGAAGCAACGGAGAAUCUGCCUCUUUGGCUCAGUGUUGUGAGCGUAACGGACACCUUGAAGAAGCCGACUGAGAGGUAG